AUCCUGCAUGUUAGCAAUAUGUUUCUCUGUUGUUAAGAAUCAUGUUGUGAUGAAUGAUAAUGUUUCUGAUAAUAUGGCUGAAAGAUUUGCCUACAAAAUGCACCAUAAUUAUUAUUUCUUUUUGAAAUUUGAUUGUAUCCUUGUUAUAACUAGUGUUCCAAAAUUUAAAAAAAAAAAAAAAAAGUUGCCUCAUUGGCCUCCAUUUGUAGGGUUUGUUGUGAUGGACACCACAUCUCUGGAUGCAAAACGCCGGCCAUUUUCACUCAAAAUGUGGCCUCCAAGCCAAAAUACGAGGAGAGUGCUUGUGGAGCGGAUGACAAACAAUCUCAGCACUAAAUCCAUUUUGACUGAAAAGUAUGGCACUCUGAGUAAGGAGGAGGCUGAGGAAAAUGCAAAACAGAUUGAGGAUGUGGCUUUUGUCGCUGCAGACCAGAAGUAUGAAAAGGAACCAGAUGGCGAUGGAAGUUCUGCAGUGCACUGUUAUGCUCGGGAAUGUAGUAAGAUGCUGUUGGAAGUUCUCAAAAAGGGAUCUAGUAGCAAGGAGAGCAAAGUCGUAUCUGACUCUACACCUAAACAAACUUUGUUUGAUAUAUCUAAAGGCACACGGGCUUUUAUUGAAGCUGAGGAAGCUGAGAAACUCUUAAGCCCUUUGAAGGAACCGGCGAAUGCCUACACUAAAAUAUGCUUCAGCAAUAGAAGCUUUGGUUUAGGAGCAGCCCGUGUCGCUGAGCCCAUUUUGAUUUCCCUCAAGAAUCAGUUGAAAGAAGUUGACUUAUCAGAUUUUAUAGCAGGUAGACCUGAGGCUGAAGCUCUUGAAGUCAUCAAUAUAUUUGCAGCUGCCUUGGAAGGUAGUGAAUUGAGAUUUCUGGAUCUCUCAAACAAUGCCUUGGGCGAGAAAGGUGUUAGGGCGUUUGGAGCACUCCUGAAAUCACAAAGUUGCUUGGAGGAACUCUAUUUGAUGAAUGAUGGCAUUUCAGAAGAAGCUGCUCAAGCAGUUCACAAGUUGAUUCCUUCUACGGAUAAGCUUAAAAUCCUUCAUUUUCAUAAUAACAUGACAGGAAAUGAGGGGGCAUUUGCUAUUUCUAAGAUUGUGAAGCAUUCUUCCCUUCUGGAGGAUUUCCGUUGUUCCUCCACGAGGGUAGGCUCUGAGGGAGGAGUUGCCUUAUGUGAGGCACUGGGGACUUGUACCCACUUAAAGAAGCUGGACUUGCGGGACAACAUGUUUGGCGUAGAAGGUGGAAUUGCAUUGAGUAGAGCUCUUUCCAAGCAUGAACAUUUGAAAGAGAUUUACCUCAGUUACCUGAACCUUGAAGAUGAGGGUGUAGUUGCACUAGCCAAUGUUCUUAAGGAAUCAGCUCCUUCUCUUGAAGUCUUGGACAUAGCUGGCAAUGACAUUACAGCUAAAGCUGCUCCUGCUCUGGCAGCAUGUAUAGGAGCAAAGACACUUCUCACUCAGCUGAAUUUGGGUGAGAAUGAACUCAAGGAUGAAGGUACUAUUCAGAUCAGCCAGGUGUUAGAGGGUCUUUCCCAGUUGAAAGAAGUUGACUUGAACACCAACUCAAUAAGAAGAGCUGGAGCUCGAGUGUUGGCACAGGCUGUGGUUCAGAAACCUGAUUUUAAGUUGUUGAAUAUCAAUGGAAAUUUCAUAUCUGAUGAUGGCAUAGAUGAGGUGAAGGCUUUAUUCAAGAAAUCUCCUCACAUGCUUGGCUCUUUGGAUGAGAAUGACCCUGAAGGAGAGGACGAUGCUGAAGAUGACGAAGAAUCUGGAGAUGAUGAAGGUAAUGAGGACGUGUUAGAAUCAAAGCUGAAGAAUCUUGAAGUUGACCAAGAUGAAUAGGGGUGGUCUAUGUCCUAGGUGUUUUUCUAGUAUUUUCCUUUUUCCAAUUAGGUUCCGGAGCAUUAGUACCCUCAUGAACGUCUAUGACUGGAAGGUAUAGUUGCAGCUUUUAUGAACUAUUCCCUUAAAUCACUCGGCUACUUUGUAGAGCAGUAUGAAUGCAGUCACGUGUUAAGUAGAAGCAGGGUUGUCUGUUUGUUUUGUUUUGUUUGGUUUAGGAGUUAUGUGAACUCAUUUGCUAUUCUUGUAAUAGAUGUACUAGAUGAAAUCUGAAGUUGCUAUUCGAGGUUAUUCUUCAUUUCUGAGUGGUGAGUUUAUGGAUUCAAC
Messenger RNA from Fragaria vesca subsp. vesca, 2164 nucleotides. Its product is annotated as RAN GTPase-activating protein 2-like. The transcript has a single exon. The record is from RefSeq and is a predicted model, not a curated record. Gene Ontology annotation, molecular function: protein binding; GTPase activator activity. Bases 8 to 1837 code for a protein of 609 amino acids. Lineage: Eukaryota; Viridiplantae; Streptophyta; Magnoliopsida; Rosales; Rosaceae.